Messenger RNA from Ostrea edulis (European flat oyster), 1084 nucleotides. RefSeq lists its product as uncharacterized. The transcript has 3 exons. The coding region runs from base 106 to 630 and encodes 174 amino acids. The record is from RefSeq and is a predicted model, not a curated record. NCBI's taxonomy places the organism in Eukaryota, Metazoa, Mollusca, Bivalvia, Ostreida, Ostreidae.
GUUUUAGCAGCACCCCUUCGGAAAGGUAGAAUUCUAUUUAUAGACACCAAUAACUGGAUUUUUUAAAAUCUAUUUUGGAAUAUUUUCGACACCUGUAUUGAGGGCAUGUCAAAUAUGUCCAAUGACAAGGAGAAGAUUAGAAAUCUCCAUAACAAACUCCUAUCAGCAGUGGCCCUGGAUUACUUGGAUAAGUCUUUCAAUGGCGGACAUGAUCACCGGCGAUUUCUACUGAACUGCAGAAAACACCUUACAACACCGAGAGAGCAAUCAAUCACCAACGUUACCGACGUACUGGAUUUGUUUGAGCGGAAAGGUAUCAUGUCGCCAGGAGACUAUCAGAUAUUAAAAGACAUGGUGAAAGAUGUCAAUCAACAAAUUGUACACCUGAUAGAAGAAACAGAACAAAGUAUUAACAGGAUUAAAGAAGGACCUGAAAGUGACAAGGAGAAAGCGAAUGACGAAAGCAGCGAGACAAAGGCGUCAUAUCCGGCCAGGACACAUCCCGACGAAACAAAGGGCGCCACUCAUAUUCACAACACAUUUCACAUUGGUAGCAUAAGUGCCAAUGGAGGCAUGGUCGCCUUUGCAAACGCAGGAAAUGGAAAGAUCGAGCAGAAGAAACAGAAGUGACUACGAUGAUUAAAAUGACUUCUCUCUUCAUGAGACAUGAGAACCGGGUGAUUUUAGGAAGUGACUACGAUGAUUAAAAUGACUUCUCUCUUCAUGAGACAUGAGAACCGGGUGAUUUAGGAAGUGACUACGAUGAUUAACAUGACUUCUCUCUUCAUGAGAACCGGGUAAUUUAAGGAAGUUUUGAAUGUCUCCAUACCAGUUUUUAUCAAGCAACGUACAUCAUUUUGUCACAGAUCGUGAAAAUUACACUUAUCAUGUAAAAUAGAUAAAUGCUUGUUUUUUUUAUUCGAAUAACUUUUAGAUGUGUGAAUGACAUCAGAUUUUUUAUUCGUAUGUCAUAUUUAUAUUCUAGUGUUCUACGUUAUUAAUGUGAAAGCACGGAACAACUAUAACCUUGGAAGAUUUGUUGAUGCAUUGCUCGUAAUAAGCUGAGUAAAGACUAGUUUCACUG